CUCUGACUCCUCCUCCGAUCAGCUGUUUCUUUCUUCUCAUUUGUUGAUAAAUUUUUUUUCUUUUCUCCAUUAGUUUGUAUCUCUUGUCAUUCACUUUAAUCUAAUUUCUUGAUUGUUGUUUAUUCUAAUUGAAUGUGCAAUUUUUCGUGAUCAACAAUCAAUUGUUUUCAUCUUUAAAUUGUCUUUGCAUCUUAAAGUUAAUUUUGUUGAAAAGAAAAUGUGUAAAUGAAAGUUGGCGCGUUUUCAGAAUUUUUGAAAAUUUGUGAGAUUUUUUCUUCUUUUCUCCCUGUUGAUGGUUUGAUAAAAUUCCAUCGUCAUCAUCAAUGAAUCACCUUGAAUUGGAUUGCUCAUCACCAUGGAUAAUUCUUGUUCUUAUCUUCAUCAUUUUCUUAACUCGUUUUUGACGAUCAACUUUAGAUUGAGUAUAAAUGUUUCCAUUAAUUGUUGACUAUCAACUUUGUCGAUCAACAAGUUACUUCUUAUGUUUUAAUCUUCCAUCUUGUGAUGUGUUCAACUUUUCCUUCUCAUUAACAAUUAACUAAUUCACUUUUACAUUUCCAAGUUGAUCAGUUUCUGGAACUUUUUGUCUCACUAAAUUGUUGAUUAUGACAGUUAAUCGUCAUUUGUUACAAUCACUGGCUCGUAAAUCAUGUCCAGUAAAAAGACCAUCAAUUAAUCGGACACUUUGUCCAUUUUCAUCGAGAAUAUCAACCGAUCGGCCGAAACCCUAUCAAUCAAUUCCUGGACCUGAACCAUUUCCUCUGAUUGGAAAUACUUGGCGAUAUUUACCAUUAAUUGGUGAAUAUGAUAUCGAGAAAACACCCGAAAAUGGUGAGGCCAAUCUGAGAAAAUUUGGUCCAUUGGUGAGAGAAAAUCUUUUCGGUUCAUUUAGUAUACUUCAUGUUUUCGAUCCGAUUGAUAUGGAAUCAAUUUUCCGAAAUGAAGGAAAGUAUCCUAAUCGUCGAUCUCAUCGAGCUCUUCUCAAAUAUCGCCAUGAUAGGCCAGAACUUUAUUCCUCUGGUGGAUUGUUCCCUGAGAACGGUGAAGCCUGGUACCGAUUGAGAAAGUUAAUCCAGACAAUUUUACUCAAUCAAUCACAGAUCAAUCAAUUUAUUCCUGCGAUUGACUCGAUAGCCGAUCAAAUGGUUUCCAAUAUUUGUCAACUGCGAGAAUCAAAUGGAUCCAUUGAUGAUUUAAUGCCACAUCUUUACAAAUGGGCCUUGGAAACAAAUGGAAGGGUUUUUGUUGGUCAACCAUUGGACUGUUUGAAUUUAAAAGGAUCAAAAGAAAGUCUUGAUUUAAUUCAUGCUAUUCAUGAGACUCAUGAAGCAAUUUUAACAACGGAAUUAGCUGCAAUUGACCUUUGGAAAUAUUUCCCAACCUCUGAUUAUAAACGAUUAGUUAAAUCUCAAGAUACUAUGGGAAAUAUAAUCUCCAAGUACAUUGACAAGGAAAAGAAUCGCUCUUCUAAAUACUCUGAUGAUGGAUCGCAAUCAAUUGCUAGUCAAUUGUUGGAAAAUCCUGAAGCUUCAGAUCGAGAUGUAUUUACCCUGAUCAUGGAUCUAUUUCUUGCUGGUUUCGAUACAACCGCUUUUGUUGUUGGUUUCACCCUGUACCAUUUAUCGAGUCAUCAACUGUAUCAAGAACGAGUUCGUUCAGAAUUAAUUAAAUUGCUUCCUAAGAAAAGUGAUCAAAUUACAGUUGAUACUCUUAAAGAAAUGAAGUAUUUGAAAGCUUGUGUAAAGGAAUCGCUUCGAGUUAAUCCAUUUUCAAUUGGAACUGGACGAGUGGCCAAUAAGGAAAUGACUCUGAGCGGAUACAAUGUUCCCGAAGGAACCAUGAUAAUUGUUCAGAAUCAAGUGGCCUGUAAACAAGAAUCUAAUUUCCCUCAAGCCGAUCAAUUUAUUCCAGAGAGAUGGUUACAAGAAAAGAAAAAACUUCUCCAUUUACUACUACCUUUCGGUUAUGGGGCCAGAAUGUGCAUCGGUCGACGAUUAUCUGAGACGGAAAUCUAUGUUCUAACAGCUAAAAUACUAAGAAACUAUCGAAUCGAAUACGAUAAUGAUAAACCCUUCCGAUCGAAAACACGAUUUAUCAAUGUUCCAGAUGGACCUUUAAAAUUACGUUUCAUUGAUUUACCAAAUUAAUUUAUUAAUAAUAAUUUAAA
Messenger RNA from Panonychus citri (citrus red mite), 2167 nucleotides. Its product is annotated as cytochrome P450 302a1, mitochondrial-like. The record is from RefSeq and is a predicted model, not a curated record. Gene Ontology annotation, molecular function: iron ion binding; monooxygenase activity; heme binding. Lineage: Eukaryota; Metazoa; Arthropoda; Arachnida; Trombidiformes; Tetranychidae.